AUUACCAUCAUGAGAUAUAUAAGAUCUCUGACUACAGCAAUGAUGUUAAUGGGGAGACCAAAGAAACACAACCAGUUUUUUUAGGAGAUGAAAGCCGGGAAAUUAAAAAACAAAUUACAGGGAUGAGAAGAUUACUGAAUGACAGCACUGGAAGAAUCUAUCAGCGAGUUGGCAAAGAAGGAGAAAAACUGAAGGAGGAGCCCCAAGAUUUAGACUUAGCCUGGGCCCAGCGCCUGAAUCCCCCUGCAGAGUCCCAGGCGAGCCUUCAUCCUUCACAGAGCGGUGCAUGGAAUGAAUUACCACCCCAAGCUGGCCAUUUUUCAGGGCAAUACGGAACUCGAUCCAAAACGUUCCACAAUCAAACGCGAACCGUGGCAUCCAAUGGAGAAAUCCCAAUGGUGAAUUCGUCGGUUGGACCAAACUGCUGUACCUGUAAUUGCCAGUCAACCCUACAGGCUAUUCUUCAAGAGCUCAAGACCAUGCGAAAAUUGAUGCAGAUUCAGACAGUUGGGACUCAAAACAGACAGCAGCCUCCCGUUCCUCUGAUUUGCGCGCAAAAGUCAACAAUAUCAAGAAAGAGAAAUAAAAAGAAAAAACUGCCCCUCAAAACUGUUGAACCAGUUACCAUGAGUAAGAAACCCAACGCUGCAGAGAAUGAAAAGAAGCUAUCGGCAAACUCAGAACGAUCAAGCCUGCAAGCAGCGGAACAUCCGCUAAAAACAGAAACCCCUGUUUCGGGGUUUGGAAUUAUCCUUGAAUCGGCUUCAUCAGAUCCAGAAGUACAACUUGCAGAAGGCUUUGACGUCUUCAUGCCGAAGUCUCAGCUGGACUCUAUAUUGUCGAACUAUACUCGCUCAGGAAGUCUGCUCUUUAGGAAGCUGGUCUGUGCAUUUUUUGAUGACAAGACUUUGGCUAACUCUUUACCAAACGGCAAGAGGAAAAGAGGGCUCAAUGACAACCGGAAAGGACUAGACCAAAAUAUUGUGGGUGCAAUAAAAGUCUUUACAGAAAAAUACUGCACUGCUAACCACGUGGAUAAACUUCCCGGUCCUAGGGACUGGGUCCAGAUUCUUCAGGAUCAAAUUAAACUGGCAAGAAGACGAUUAAAAAGAGGCUCAGCAGAGGCAACUGACUGUGAUGAGAAGCCGGACAUUUCUCUGCUACAAACAGGUAACCUUUUCAACACCCCAACAGAUCACCUGAUAGAUGCAAACCCAGAUUUUUCAGCUUGAGUUUCACAUCCUGCGUCAGUGUUCCUAGCGGGAUAGCAACAUCCUCUCCUCUGAAUAACGUUCCCACAGGAUCAGCACGGGAGCUUCAGCGGACCGCGCGACGUGGACAUCCACACCGUUUGCCCUUCGACUUUGUGUUGUUCCAUGUAUUUUCCAUGUAACCUCAAAUAACAAAACCACCAGUUUGCUUCACUGUUCUUCAUCUUAAUUAAAGAUGAUUUCCCUCCGUAGCCAACGCAUUAUUUAAUUAGCGGGAUAUCCACUCUGAAGACAUUCUCUUGCCUUUGUUUUUCCUCCACGAUUGUGUUUUUCCACGUGACUGUGUGCUUGCCAGCCGUGUUUCAGCUUCAGCCACACUGAGGUGG
This is a messenger RNA of Eurypyga helias (sunbittern), 1597 nucleotides long. It is a transcript of the gene BEND7, whose product is annotated as BEN domain containing 7. The annotation marks the transcript as partial. The record is from RefSeq and is a predicted model, not a curated record. The transcript has 8 exons. Lineage: Eukaryota; Metazoa; Chordata; Aves; Eurypygiformes; Eurypygidae. Gene Ontology annotation, molecular function: DNA binding.